GACGCAUUUGGAUGACGACAACAAUAUGACGUUUGCCAGACCGUCAGGGCGAUGUCGCCUCUGUUUACCAUCCACCAGCUGCUGGGAUGAAUAACAUCUGGACGCACAACCGAGCGACGCGUUCCACGCGACAUUAGACUGAGUAACGGAAACAUGGAGAGCCAGCCAUCCGUGUUGAGGGAAUUCUGCCCACUCCAGCACCUGCUGAACGCCAUCCCAGCCAAAGUUCAGCGGGGAUUCCGCUCAGUGGUGGUCUAUCUGACGGCGGUAGACAGCAGCCGCGACUUUGUGGCGGUGGGCAGCAGCAUCGGCAUGUUGUAUCUCUACUGCCGCCGCCUGGCUCACAUGAACAAGUACAGCCUGGAGGGAAAGUGCGACGCCAUCACGGCCGUGAAGCUGCUGAGUUGCUUCGACGACCUGGUCGCCGUGGGAACGGCCUCAGGCCGAGUGGCCGUCUUCCAGUUGGUGUCACCGUUGCCGGGACGCAACAAGCAGCUGCGGCGCUUCGAUGUGGUGGGCCUCCACAAAGGCACGGUGACGUCUUUGGCGUGGAGCACCAACGGCAUGAAACUUUUCUCUGGGGACGACAAAGGCCGCGUGGUCUUCUCCGCUCUGGACCUCGAUCAGGGCACAUGCACGCCAGUGCUCUUGUUGGAGGAACCGGGUGGCGUCGUGCAGCUGGACUACAGUCACCAGGUUCUCCUGGUGUCUACGCAGCAACGCUCGCUGCUAUACUGCAUGCACACGCAGCAGAUCCAGCAGCUCGGUGCCAAACCCAGGAAGAGUAGUGGAAGGUUCGGGGCCUGCUUUCUGCCGGCUCUUUGCAAGCAGAGUGACCUUCAAGUGUUCGCAGCCCGACCGGGACUUCGACUGUGGAGAUCGGAUGUGUCGGGUCAUGUGGUGGACACCAGACUGCUCAAAGCGUUCUUCAACACUCCGAUUCCCCACUUUGAGAUCUUCCCCCGCCCUUGUCAUGUAGGGGCGUACCGUCCGUCCGAGCGUCAGCUGGGUCUGCUCAGCUGCUUCCUCAAGGAAGGUUGGAUCCUCAGCUGGAACGAAUACAGCGUCUACGUGAUGGACUGCAUCAACCAGGUGCUGGUCGGCGCCUUGGAGAGCAGCGGGGACAUAGUGUCGCUGUCUUGCUGUGACAACGAGAUCUUCGUCCUGAAGGGAGACAGAGAUCUCAUUCGACUGUCGGACAGUCCGGAGGGCGUCUCGCAUUCACCGUCCCACUACCCUGUGCGUCUGUCGUCGCCAUUGACGCCGCAAGCCAACGCGGCCACGCCCACGGGUUGGGUGGAGACGGCUCAGCCGAUCAGGACGGUGGCCAUCAUUGUGGAGGGGGACGGGAGCCUCGCUGAGGAAGAGGAGGAAGCUGAAGAAGCGCAGGAGAAGGAGGAGGGCGCCGACGUCCCGAGCAACUCCUCGCGUAGCCGCAGCAGCUCAGUCACUUCUUGGGACAGUUUCCACGGAAACAAUGCCGACUCCCGCCGCUACAGCGCCCCCCUGGGGCAGGAGGAGGUGUGGCAGGAGCUGGUGGUGAAAGCCGUCAAGGUGAAGAAGAAGAAGAGGCAACGACAAGACAGCGGCGGUGGCAAUCGCCUGUCCGAGAGCAGGUGCUCCGAGUCCAUGUUUGUAAUCCAGGACGGCAGCUGUUCUGACGGCGGCGGUGGGCCCUCCCUCCGGGAUCUGGAACUUCCAAAACAGGACUCUCCAAUGGAGACCGGGAACAGAACUGAGAAGGAGGAUGAAACUCAGGAGGAGGAUUCCAGCUGCUUGCCCUCGCAGAAGGAGACGGUGGUCCUCACCCCCAACGUGGACAUGUUGCUGGAGUGCACCUUCUCCUACUUGCAGCGUGAAGGACAGGAGCGGCAGCCCACCGACGAACAGGAUGAGAAUUUCCUCAGUCCCGCCAUGCAAGCGGAGGUUCAACAGGAGGACGACUCUGUGCCACCCGCCGAUGUGAUGGACCAGACCGGAAAUUCCGGACUCCCCGGCAAGAAGCCGAGCAUGUCCAGCGAUGACGAGGAGGGUGACAUCUACCGCCACAGUCUUCCCGGCGCCAAUGCGGAACACGGCGGCGCUGCUAAAAGUCAAACGGCUGAUGAAGUGCUGCAGUGGAACGCUCGGAACGGACCUGAAUGCAAAGCUGAGCAGCUGGCAGAAAGCUGGAUGGGGUAUUCUGGACCCUCAUGUGGAAUACUGAGUCUUCACGUGACUGACAGGUACGUGUGGUGUUUGGACUUCAAGGGCGGACUCUACUGCAGCCUUCUGCCUGGAAGCAGCCUCCAGUGGCAGCGCUUUGAGGACAACAUUCACCAGGUGGCGCUCUCUCCCUCAGGUCACCUGUUGUGGAAGGUGGAGCAGAAGAGCAUGACGGCAUACGCCUGCGCCAAAGUCUCGGCGCAGGGCAAGCGUCACUGGUACAAGGCGGCCAAGCAGACGGCCUACGUGGCCCUCGGCGAUGACUCGGCCUGGAUCGUGGGGACCAACGGGGACCUGUACCUCCAGACGGGCCUGAGUGUGGACCGGCCGUGCGCCCGCUCCGUGAAGGUGGACGUGCCAUGCGUGUUCAGUCAGGUGUGCGCGCGGGGGGGCGUGGUCUGGGCCCUGAGCGAGCACAACGCUCUAUUCUACAGGGAAGGGCUCGACAGCUUCUGCGGCCUGGGUGACGCCUGGAAGUACGACACCGUCAGCGAGGCUCAGGGCGUGGAGCUCAUGUGCAUCACGCUGGGCGAAGGCGGCACGGCCUGGGCGCUGGACAUCAAUGGGAGACUCUACUUCAGGACGGGUGUUUCCUCGCAGCGGCCGCAGGGCGACGACGACCACUGGUGGCAGGUCAGCAUUUCCGACUAUGUGGUCUUCGAUCAAGGCAGCUUGUUCCAGACGCUCCUGAGCGCCACGCAAAGUGUCGCCACGGUAACAAAGGCACCGGUGGAGCGGGUGGUGGCCUUUCUGUCUCAGUACUCGCAGCGUCAGCCCAGCCUGGUCAGCGCCAACGCGGGCGGCGUCUGGGUGGCAUCUGGACGCAACCGGUUGCACUUGGCGCGCGGCGGCCUGGUGGGAACUUUUUGGCAGAACCUCGUGCCCAGAGGGACUGUGGCGGCCACCAGGUGGAGCUCCAUUACCUCCUCAGCCCUGCCCCACAAAGACGGUGCCUUCCUGUGGUUGGCUCAGAGCAAGAAGGAUCUGUUCUGCGUGUGGGACCAGGACGGAGAACUUCGCCCGUCCACGGUCACGCUGCCACCGGAGGUGGAGCUGACCCAGCUGUCGGCUUGCCACGACGCCCUCUGGGGACUGGACGUCCACGGCCGGGUCUUCAUCCGCACCCUGUCUUUGUCGUGUCCCACCGGUCUCCACUGGACCUCGCUGGACCUCAAUCAGCUCGGAUGUGUACGUUUGGUGAGCAUCAGCUGCGGCAGCCAGAACGUUUGGGCUCUCGACAGUCGAGGACUGGUCUACUUCCGCGUUGGAACCCAACCGCUGAACCCUAACAUGAUGCUUCCUGCUUGGAUACACAUAGAACCCCCUGUCCAGCCCGUUGGAGUCCAGCUCGUCAGUAUCGAAACAAGUCCAAACGACUGCCAUCUGUGGGCCGUGGACAAUAGAGGUGCCGUCUUUGUUCGGAUGGGACUCAGCGAUGAGAUGCCUGUAGGGACAGAUUGGGACCUAGUGCCAGGUCUGAGCGUCAAUCAGCUGGUUCUCAGUUGUCGGACCGUUUGGGUCCGAUGUGUCAAUGGAGACUUGGCUCGACGUUACGGUGUCUCUGAUAGAAACCCGGCUGGGGACUACUGGAAGAAGAUACCAGGAAACGCCAACUGGUUGACUGUCACUCCUGACGACGACCUGUGGGCGGUGACUGGGAUUGGCGGACUGGCCCGCCGGAUGACAAAGCGCCUUCCACAAACGUCCCGGCGUCCCACGCCUUCCGGCGGCGACGAUGUUGACGACGAGUGGGAACUCCUCUGAUCUCGUCCGGCGUGGACUUGUGUAAGAUAAUUGUCACUUUUUUCCAACACCUUCUGGAAUGACACUGACCUGGCGGCUGGCAUUAUUUCCUAGCAAGUGUGAUGUUCCUUCACAUUACAAGGAUGAACUUUAAGGCCAAGCAAUGGCUUGAACUUGCUCAAACUAUUUACAAACUGGUCCGACGGAUGUCAAAGAUGGCCUCUGAUCAACUGUACGUGUAGUACUGUACAACUAAGACAAGUAUGACGCCCAGAUUGUGUUUUGAAGGGCUGUAAGUGAUGGUGGAAAAACUAGUGGGAACAGGAACUAAUCCCUCACUCACCUCUGGUGGAUUUAGAUUCUCGCAGAAGCUCUUGACACCAGUGAAUGGAUGGACACAAAUGAUAUUUAGUGCCACUGGGUUCGAGAACUAAGGGGGAUAAGGAAUCUUCCACCUUAUGAUAUUCCCUGUGAUGAACUCCAUACACACUCGACAGAUUUGAUUUUGGUACUCACUGGGACUCAGACAUAUACCCUGGACUUCAGUCAAUUGUGAAGGCCAAGUCAAGUUUAUUUAUAUAGCCCUAAAUCACAGAAACGUCUCCUGCAGUUGACAAAUAUUAUUGACACGCUCUAAUCUUAACCCCCAGGAGGGCAAGGAUGUCCGUUGGUUGCUUGGAGAAACUACUGAGUCCAGCUUCAGUUGAGUGGCCUUCAUUUUAUUACGCAAUCAAAACACAAAAAUAUACAUGGACUCAUUGUCCAAACUGAAGGAUCUGAACUAUUUACCUUGUCACAAACACCACAGUAUGUUUUCACAGUAACGGAAUAUCUAGUCUAGCUCAUCAGGUGGCUACUGGGAAGCAGGUAGCUGGCUCAUUAGACCAGGGACAGACUAAGUUAAAGUCGUCACAUCCUGAAGCGAUAGUAAUUGGCAGGGCCAGACCGGUCAACCAACCAAAUAUGUCCUGUGGACACAUCCGCUGAAAUGACUAACCAGUCUGGUGAACUUUGAUAUUUUCUGGCUGACUUGACAGACUUGACUCUUAAGUUGCACUUUACUGUACUGUGUGUUGAUUGGUUGGAAACUCACCCAUGAACAUAUUAAACACGAAGCUGCUGA
Molecule: messenger RNA, 5071 nt
Organism: Syngnathus acus (greater pipefish)
Lineage: Eukaryota; Metazoa; Chordata; Actinopteri; Syngnathiformes; Syngnathidae
Gene: tecpr2
Product: tectonin beta-propeller repeat containing 2
Exons: 25
Coding region: 154-3969 (1271 amino acids)
Molecular function (GO): protein binding
Source: RefSeq, a predicted model, not a curated record